This is a messenger RNA of Oncorhynchus kisutch (coho salmon), 4847 nucleotides long. Its product is annotated as XK-related protein 5. The record is from RefSeq and is a predicted model, not a curated record. Gene Ontology annotation, cellular component: membrane. The transcript is spliced from 8 exons. Lineage: Eukaryota; Metazoa; Chordata; Actinopteri; Salmoniformes; Salmonidae. The coding region runs from base 98 to 2266 and encodes 722 amino acids.
CGGAUCCGAGCAGAGAACCUCCUACCUUGUACCGGAUUAUGCUGCAUGGGACUCAUCACAAUAACAACACAACAGUUUAAGAUUCUACAUAUCCGUGAUGAGACAAUACACCACUUCCCGGGACAGGGGAGGCUCCUGCGUGGCCUGCUGCCAAGUUUGCGUUUUCGCGUUUACUGCAUUUCUCAUUGUGGCUGAGCGGACUGCGCUGAUCUACUGUUUCGUGUACUACCUGUGGGUGGGGCAUAACUAUUGCUAUGGCCACUGGGCGGGGCUUACAGCCUUGUUUCUCCUCCCUGGAUGGGGCCCCCAGUUGCUUAGUUGGCUGUGGUACCAGGCAGAUGGACGUAUAUGCAGCAAAGAUCUCAAAUGGACUCACAUCCUGCACCUGGGCAUCUUUAGAAGGUUAUGGGAGACUAUGACAUCCACUGGAGAGGAUCGGUGUAGUGAGAUAAUGCAGCAGGCUGAUGUUUCAGCUCUCCGCCUGUUAGAGGCACUGGUGGUAACUCUGCCACAGACUGUCUUGCAGACAUAUGUCCUCAUCUGUACCGAUGUAGGACUCUCUUCACCAGUGUCAGUGUGUUUUGCGGUGUGCCUGCUGUCCCUGGCCUGGGCCUUAGUGUUGUAUGCCAGAGCCUGUUCCCUCAUCAGACCUGGACAUCUCCCCAUGACCCCUGCUGCUAUUGCCUGUAGACUGCUCUGGAGGGUCAGUAUGUUGGGAGCACGUCUCGCCACCCUCACUCUCUUCACACGCCUGUUCCGCCAGUGGGUACUUGGUGUUAUUGGUCUUCACUGGUUGGGUGCUACGUUCUGGUUGGUGUCGCAGCAGAGUGACAUCAUUAAAACGCCAUUGCGCUGGCGCCUGUUCAACCUGGUUCUGGGAGCUGUUCACAUCUUCCUCUUCCUCAACGUCAAAGACGGAGCCUCCAGAUGCCGCAUGGCCGGCUUCUACUUGGUGUGUGUGUGUGUGUGUGUUCCCUACACAUAUACAAUCAUGCGCAUCCUGUGUGUGUGUAACUCUCUCUACUCUCUCCUGCAGGCCAUGUUUAUCGAGAACGCUCUUCUUCUGCUGGCAGGUUCCGACUUCUUCAGUGUUGCAUCAUGGGAUAGCAUGGGUAUCCCAGCCGCCGUGUUCUGUAGUUUCCUCAUUGGAGUGAUAGCUUUAGUCCUGUACUACCGGUUCCUCCACCCUAAGUCCUUUGAGAUCUUCCAGAGCAUACGUCACCAUGGAAUGGGCGGAGCUUGUGCAGUCCGGGGCUCUUCUCUCUCAUUGGAAGAGAAGAGCCAUCGCCACAGUCAACUUGUGGGUGGCGGGAAUCUGUUGGAGCUCCCUAGCCAAUGGCAGGGCUGGAAGCACCACCACUGGUUGCUGAUUCGCCUAGCCAUGAAGACAGGUGAUGUGGCUAGAAUAAGCCAUGCCUAUGGUGAAGGGGGAUUGGUCAGGCUGCUGGGACUAGAGGAAGAGACUCUGCCAAGGUCCCCAGACAUUCCGCAACGUUCUCUCAACGUUCCACAAUCUUCUCCCAUCGUUCCCCAGGUUGACGAGGUCAGACAGGUGGAGGAGGUUAUAAAGGCAGCCCCAGCAAGAGACAUCAUCAGUGAGGUGAGACAGGCAGUGAGACAGGGGGAGGUGAGACAUGUGCUGCCCUCACCCUCUCCCAUCCAGGAAGUCAACCCGCCGCUGGUGGAGGUCCUAGUUGAGGAGGUUAGAGGUCACCUCUCUGAGCCCUCCAACCCGCAAGACGACUCCAGCCCCCCUCAUUCCAGUCCCCCUCCCUCUGAAGAACGAGAUGAGGAAGACUUCCAGAGCGCAACCUACUGCUCCCCCACACCCUCUUCACCCAAGUACCCAGACUACCGCCACAUCGACAGCAACGUGGUCACCUCGAACACCGAAGGGUCAUCUUCUGCGGGGUCACUGGAUGCCAGACGUGAUUCGUCUCCAGAGAGAUCACCGUCCCUGCUGUUGGGCAUGGGAAGCCCCCAGCGGAACUUUAACCCCAUGGAGUCUGGCACCGCCUUGUACUUCAGCACUGACACAGUCUCCCCAUCCAGUGGCAGUUACCUGGGCUGGGGCUCUGAGCUGUCGCCCAUCUCCACCUACCGUAGACCCUACCGCAUCAGGGAGCCCCUCUUUACCUCCACCCCCAGACAGGAGCCUCGUGCUGUUCCAGAGGAACCAGGUCCUAGCCCCUCUACCACCGCCACCACCACGCACGCUAGAAAACAACUGGUCCAGUUUGUAGACCAUAGAGAAAAGUUGAUCUAAAGGAUGACAAUGGGUGGAGUGAGAUGAUCAGACCUGGUCAAAUACAUGUAAAAUACUCUCAAAUACUUAUUAAGGUGUAUUUGAUUUAGCUUGACCGGGGUGGAGCUGGGUGGGUGAGGUUUACACUUUCGGGACUAUUUAAUUGGUUCCAUUGUACCACUGUUCCAUUCCAUUCCAAGCUAAAUCAAGUGUGCCUAAAGUAUUUAAAAGUAUUUAACAUUAUUGUAUUUGACCCAGGUCUAGAGAUGAUAAAGAACACAAAAUAUAGAGAAUAUAUUACAAGAUAUAUGACGUUAGCCUGAGUGUCAGGCUGGUUCUGUAUUCAACAGUGCUAUUACAAAAUUGUUGUCAUGCCAGACAACUGGUCUAUUACUAGCCAAGGGCUUGUUGACUAAAUUAGAACCAGCUCGGCACCCAGGUUAGCCAGACGUGUUUCACACUAAAUAACAAUAGCUUGUCUUGAGUAUCCAUUUUAAUUAGCCGGUGUGAGGUUGUGAAUCCACAUGUAUCUAUCACACACAGACACACUAACAGAGAAACUGCACUGGAAGUAGUCUUUAGUUAAGGAACAGAGGGAUGUCCUUUUGCUCUUAGGCCCCGAUUCAAUCAAUCACAGAUUAAGAAAACUGCACUGUGAGUAUGCUCAGAAUGUCCAUGCAGUAUUAUUUUAAUAACAGAUGCGGUUUCAUGUUGACAUUGAAUGAUAAUGUCCGUGAGAGUAAUGGCGUGUGUGGUGUGUCAGAUUUAACAUGGUUAACGCCUCUGCUAGAGGAUAUACCAUAGAAAUAGAAUCUAAAACUAGAAUCUAAAACUAGAUUAUAUUUCUAUGACAUAGAAAUUGUGAGUGAACCCUCAGUGUGGUUUACUUUAUGCCCUGGAUUGAAUUAGUGCCAUCAUAAAGCGUUAUGAUUCAUCAUUAGGCUAUGAUAGCUUAAGUUGGGGUUUAUUAAGGUUUGACAGAGAAGAGAGUUUAUAUGUUUGUCUUUGCUUCUUUCUUUUUUGUAUAUAACUGCAAUAAUUUGAGGCAGUUUGCACUUUUACGAGGUAUUAUGAUAUGAUUGGGAUAACUGAAGGGGUGCUAAUAGUUAGUCAAUGGAGACGCUCUGAUCACAUGUUAGGUUUUACUCUACUAUUAUAGGCUACUGUAUAUAUAUUCAUUAUUAUAGUAUUCAAAUGUGAUAUUUAAUCUAAAGGUAACCUAACAAUAAUAGGUAAUGUACGUAUUAUGUGAAAUUUUAACCGAUAUUCUUACUCUUAUUUCCAAUUUGUUUACAGCUAGUCCCGACAUGUCAAGCAGACCUUUAAGUCUGAUAGGUACUAGUAUUUAAAUAUAUAAAAAAAUAUUCAAAUGUGUUCAGUGUUCAAUUCAUUUCGGUCAGUAUAGGUGCUAUUUCUAAAUCUCGAAUUUACCUCAAAUGGCGAAGAUAUAAGAUCUUUGUGGACCAUUGUCGGGAGAAAUCAUUUCUAUUUCUGUGAGACAGGAGAAAGAUCCAACUAAUCGUAUCUAUUCACGUGGCAUCAAAGCAGACUGUAUCUAUCAGUGUGGAAGUGCCUGAAACAAGCUGCUAGUAGUAUUGAUGAGCUUCCGGAUCCUCUACAGCCUGGUCCUAUUCCUAUCCCUAUCCUAUCCCCCUAAGGGGGCCCUUUGUUCCUAGAAGGCUAGGUAGGGAGAGAAAUAUAGCUAGGCCAAUCUAGAGGUUAUAGGUCAUGUGCUGCUAUGGAUGUUUGGAGGUCAGUGUUAUCAGAAUGUUGUGUUUUUUACUGUCGUUUAUUUUUUGUUUCAUUGUGUUUAUAGUGAAUUCAGAACUAACUUUGUCCCCAGGCUCAAGAGAGAGAGACAGCUCGGGACGAGAUCAGUUCAGAACUAUUGUUUUAUCUCUGUUGAUAUAAAGGGAAUGUGUGAGCUACCUAGAGCUGAGGAAAAUGGUACUACUGCAUGCUCGUCCUUAUUUUUACACAGCCUGUCAAAGACAGUGUACUGUGUCUAAUGAUAUAUGUGAAAAGAGAAAUCACUUACACACACAUUGCAUUAACCAGCUUUUAGAAUGUAUGUCCAUGCAAAGUUAAUAUACUAGCUAAUAUAGCCUACUAAUAUCAGUAUGGACUUUUAAAUGUAUCUUGGUGCACAAACACGCUUUAGAAUACUAUCUCAAUGCCUGGCUUGAUAAGGAAAUAAUCAGCGCUUGCCUUGUAGAAACGACAGCAUCAGCUGCAAUGGCUGUCAGUCUCAUUGCCUUAUCUGUAUAUGCUCGUCACAAUGAAUGGAAUGGUGCACGUCAAUUUCCAGCUUCUUGCAUUGUACACAUCUUCUUUUUUUUUUUGUGCCCACAUUUACUGUAUGAAAUGUGUACAGUAGUGUUCUACAGUAGUGUGAUUCACUGUGUUUUGACUCGGUAAAGUUUUGUAUCUGUACUUGACAAUGUAUUAAUAAGAUCUUGUUGUUGUUGUUGUUAUUAUUGUUACACCAGGUGAACGUGAUGCAUCUGAUUGCUUCAUCUAAUGUCGUUAUUCAAAUAAUAUAAUGGUUAUUCAUAAUUGUAUAAAGUACAGCUGAAUAAACACUAGCGUUACCACAAUGGAA